This is a messenger RNA of Aspergillus pseudotamarii, 1650 nucleotides long. RefSeq names its product pyridoxal phosphate-dependent transferase. The transcript has 5 exons. Gene Ontology annotation, biological process: amino acid metabolic process; biosynthetic process. Gene Ontology annotation, molecular function: pyridoxal phosphate binding; transaminase activity. NCBI's taxonomy places the organism in Eukaryota, Fungi, Ascomycota, Eurotiomycetes, Eurotiales, Aspergillaceae. Bases 1 to 1650 code for a protein of 549 amino acids. The record is from RefSeq and is a predicted model, not a curated record.
AUGACGAACGUUGAUGGCCUAUUAUCAAAUCGCGGUGGCCUGAAUGUCACUCAGGUGCUUGGCAGAAUUCCGCCCCAUGUCUUGCAUCCAGCCUUGCAUCGCGAUGAGAUUGAUUUGUCCAUGGCGGAGAACCGGGUUAUCCGCCAUGAAAUUAUUCAGUUAGCCAAAGCGGCUAUCGAGACAAGUCUGCAUUACGAGCAUCUAGAUUGGCCCAAGGGCUUUUUCGGCGAUGCGACGUUGCUUGAUCUUCUUGCGAGUACAGUCAACACUCACUUCCGCCCCCAUUUCAAGGUAGCAUCAGAUAAUAUUGCUGUGACAGCUGGAGCAGCUGCUGGUCUGGAUGCUAUUUUGUACAACAUUUGCAAUCCGGGUGACGGUGUACUCGUCCCGUGUCCGUACUGGAAUGGAUAUGAUGCACUCUUCGCUUUGCACUCCGAGGUCCGGCCUGUUGGUGUUGUGGUGCCCUCUCUCAAGGACUCUUUCGGUCCGGCUCUCCUCUCGGCGCUGGAAGAGUCGUACGAGAAUGCACCUUGUCCGAUCAAGGCGCUCGUACUCGCUAACCCACACAACCCUCUCGGUCGACCAUACUCUCGAUCAAUCCUAGAACAAUGCAUGUCUUUCUGCCAACGGCGGAACAUCCACCUUGUUUCAGACGAGGUGUUUGCGCUCAGCAGCUUCGCUAGCCCCGACUUUACGAACCCCGAGUCCUUUGUCUCCUGUCUAAGCAUUGACCCUUCUCACGUCGGAUGUGAUCCGCAACGCAUCCAUGUCGUGUGGAGCAUGAGCAAGGACCUUUCGGCAAGUGGCGUUCGACUGGGCUGUGUCAUCACCCGCAACCGGCCCCUUAGGGAUGUUGUGGGACUCGUGGCGUCCGUACAUGUAUCAGUGUUGUCCACCGUCUUUGCGAAGGAAGUGCUUGCCUCACCACAGCUACCAAAGUUGUUGACUCUCAGUGCUACCAAACUGGCAGAGACAUACACGACUCUGACGACUGCAUUUAAAGCCACCGGAAUUGAGUAUUUCCCUAGCUGUGCGACGGUGUUUGUCCUCGCUCGGCUGGCACCCGAUGCAGCAACCUGGGAUGAGGAGAUGCUCGCCUUGCGCGCGUACAUGCAGGCAGGUGUAGCCAUUGUGCCAGGAAGAGCAUACCAUAUGCCCGAGGGGCAGAAAGGAUGGAUGCGCGUCACCUUUGCAGUUUCCAAUGAGGAUUUGGCGGAGGGGAUCCAGAGGAUCAAGAAAGUUUAUUUGAGUCUAUUAGAAGUAAUUCCCAUGUUUCAAUCGACUUCAAUUUCUCGCACUGUCCAAUUCUACACUAAAAUUCUGGGCUUCGAACUUGGCAGUGUUAAACCCGAAGAUGACACGUCCGAAUUGGCCUUUUGUUCCGUUUUCAUGGGUAAAAAGGCCGACGCCAAUUUCUACUUUUCAAAGGUUUCUGUCGAACAAUUCAAACCGUCCGAAGCCAUGAUCGCACUUGGAACUCGGGAAUUAGACGAGUACUACCGAUACUUGAAAGGCCGUGGAGAGGUGACGAUUACCGAGGACAUUGAAGACAUGCCAUGGGGCUUUCGACAGUUCACUAUCAGAGAUCAUGAUGGGAAUCGAUUGACGUUCUUCAAAUUCCUGGAGGGAGGUAAUCCGGGUAAAGAAUGA